Saccostrea cuccullata (small rock oyster) is the source of this 605-nucleotide messenger RNA. Its product is annotated as ephrin type-A receptor 8-like. The coding region runs from base 6 to 605 and encodes 199 amino acids. Lineage: Eukaryota; Metazoa; Mollusca; Bivalvia; Ostreida; Ostreidae. Gene Ontology annotation, molecular function: ATP binding; transmembrane receptor protein tyrosine kinase activity. Gene Ontology annotation, cellular component: plasma membrane; signaling receptor complex. The transcript has 5 exons. Gene Ontology annotation, biological process: protein phosphorylation; multicellular organism development; positive regulation of kinase activity. The record is from RefSeq and is a predicted model, not a curated record.
CAUAUAUGAUACUUGAAUUCUGCAACAUAGGCCAACUUGAUAUUUGGUUAAUAGACAAUAAGAAGAAGGCCUACGACAGAACAUUUGAGAUGCAGCUUUGUAAAAUUGUGAAUGGGAUUUGCGAUGGAAUGUUGCAUUUAGAAAUCAAAAAGUUGGUGCAUAAAAGUCUUGCAGCUAGAAAUGUGCUUCUGAAUAAGCCUCCAAGAUCCUCAUCAAGUGAAUUGAUACCAAAGAUUUAUGGGUUUUGUCCAACACCAAAGAUUGAUGAAGACGGUAAUGAGCAAAUUCCUAUACAGUCUGCGGCUCCAGAAUAUUUUGAAAGUGCCACAAAUCUGACAUCCAAGAGUGACGUCUGGUCGUUUGGUGUCGUAUUAUGGGAAAUAUUCAGUUUAGGCGAAGAGCCUUAUCGAGGAAAGACAAGAGAAGGUAUUCGGACAUUUCUUAACAACGGAAACAGACUAAGACGACCUAAACUUGAUUUUAACUACGACUUGAUGACGAUGUGCUGGCAUAGAGAUGCAGGCUCGCGGCCAACUUUCGAGGAAAUCAAAUGUGAAUUAGAAGCCCACCCGCACACUUUAAAAGCUAAAAGUCAUUAUGAGUGA